UCGGCCCGACGACAUCGGCCAGCUUCGUAGAGACACGUGCGUUUUGUUCGGUAGCAUCGUCGCUCAAAACAUCCCUCUGGUAGAUCGUCGGCGACCGCCGAGGCUGACGCAUCGCGGCUCAGUUGUUUACUCGGUCGUGCUUGUUUUCGUGACAUACUAAAACGGGCUUCCGUGAACCGUGUUUAAAUUUCCCAAACACUCGUUUCAUUUUCGAUCGUGAUUAAUUUUCAUUCAAGGGAAGAGUACAAUUUAUAGAUCACGUGGGUAGAAAAAAUACGGUUGUAUAGUGGCAAUGCGUAGAGCGCAUCGCGAAGGAGGGUGAAAAGUGCGACGUAUGUAAAUAGAAAAAGUGAGACACUGCGACGUGAGAUUCGUCUCGGAGAAGGGUUGGACCGGUUCCUCGAUGCGCCCUUCUUCGGAGGGCGCAACUUGUACGCGGGGGCAAGUCGAACAUCUCUGACGAAAGCUUACGGGACAGAGUAGGAUCGAACGGAGCGGAAGAGCCGCGAGGAAGGAAGCAGCAGGACCAUAGAAACCAGAAGAGAACCACGAGGGAGAGGAUCAUGAGGAAGUCUUACUUCAUCUUUAUAUGCCUGCUGGGCCUCGUUGUGAGCGACAACAGUACCAUAGGUGAUUCGAACAUCGAGGAUGUUUCAGAGGUAUCAGAAGCCAACAACAACCUCGACGUGGAUUCAGGAGAUCAGAGUGUCACAUGGGGCGAAUGGUCACCUUGGUCAAAAUGGUCCAGUUGCUCGAGAAGCUGCGGCGGUGGAAUUUCACGUCAGCAGAAACGUUGCAGGAGGAAACCGUGCAAGGGUAGAUCAUGGAGCACGAAAUACAAGAUCUGUAAUCCAGAGCCUUGCGAGAAACCGAGCGAUUUCCGGGCGGAACAGUGCGCCGCCUUCGACGACGUUCCCUACAGCGGACAAUUGUUGAAAUGGUAUCCGCAUUACGAUCCAAGCAGACCGUGUUCUUUGAUCUGCCGCGGUGAACAAUCACUAGAGAAUUCUGAGAACCGGCUUCGACAGGAAACGUCCGUCGAAAAGACGCUUCCGUACGACGCCACCGAGGCUUUGCAGCUCGACAGCGAAGAAACCAUUGUGGUUCAACUGGCGGACAAAGUUGAAGACGGCACGAAAUGCUACACCGAGGGUAUGGACGUUUGCAUCGGUGGUGAAUGCAUGAAGGUCGGCUGUGACCUGCGGGUCGGUAGCAACAAGAACACAGAUGCGUGUGGCGUGUGCGGUGGAAAUGGAUUGAGCUGCCAAUCCCGAUAUUCCUGGAGUUUGGAAUCGAUAUCAGCCUGCUCGAAAUCAUGCGGCGGAGGUUUCAAAAUAGCGAUGGCGGUGUGCAAAGCCAUCGGCCCGGACGAGAACGUGGUGGACGAUAGCUAUUGCGAUCCGGACAACAGGCCAGAGAAGACCCUGAUGCCGUGCAACACGCACCCCUGCACAGCAAAAUGGGUAGCUGGUGAAUGGAGCAUGUGCAGUGCCAGCUGCGGGGGUGGUUCAAGGACCAGAACAAUUUUCUGCACCGAGGAGAAUGGCAAUGAGACUACCAAGCUGCCUGACCAUAAGUGCAGCAGCACGCACAAACCAAGGAACCAGGAGACUUGUAACACCAUCUCAUGCCCCAUGUGGGAGACCAAUAAAUGGAGCGAGUGUUCGGUGAGCUGUGGCAGCGGAGCGAGGACGAGGACAAUCGAGUGCAGGGAUGCCGUUGGUUCCAUCUCAAAGGAUUGCGAUCCAGCCGAACGACCGCACACCGAGCAGGAGUGCAAAACAAACAUCCCCUGUCCAAUAUAUGGCGAGGAAAUGACGCAGCCGUUGAUGCAGCCGUACCCUCCUCCACCCAUGACAGCGAAAUUGAUCGACCAACCGAUACCCUCGGAAUCCACGUUCAUCGCCGAAGAAUGGUCACCCUGCAGUGUCACCUGCGGAGAAGGAAUCAAACAUCGAGAGGUCCGAUGCAAAAUAUUCCUCGAGUUCAGUCGAACCAUCGCUGAUCUACCGGAUCGACAAUGCUCGGGACCAAAACCGAUCGAAACGGAGAAGUGCGUAAUGGGACCGUGCAGUGCUAUAGAGAACAGUUUAACUUAUGGCAACUACACGGUCGGCGACAGUGGAUACGUCAAACCAAGUCUAACCGAUACGUACAGAUCCUCUGCAGUUAGUUCCAGCGGAAGUGGCUACGAUGCUGGUAUCAAGGUCGCUCCAGGAAGCGACGUGCAGACCACCUUCUCGUGGAAGGAAGCUGGUUACACAGCGUGCAGUGCUACCUGCCUGGGAGGUAUUCAAGAACUGAUAGUAAAUUGUGUGAGAGAUGAUACUGGCAAAACCGUGAUGCCUUUUCUCUGCACUUCAGAGACGAAACCGGAAGAGAGGAUAAGAGUAUGCAACGAUCAUCCUUGUCCCCCUAGAUGGAAUUUCAGCGAUUUUUCACCCUGUAUGAGCCCAUGUGGAAUCGGCAUACAAACGCGUGAUGUCAUGUGCAUACACGAGGUGACCCGGAGCCCAGGUAAGACGGUUCCGGUACCAAACCACAUGUGCCCCCAACCCCCUCCAGCAGACAGACAGUACUGCAACGUAUUGGAUUGCCCGGUCAAAUGGAGUACCGGUGAAUGGGGCAAGUGCUCAAGGUCCUGCGGAGGAGGCGUGAAGAAACGUAAAGUUAUUUGCGAGCAAAUAAUGGCCCAAGGUCGCAAACAAAGUCGAGAGGAUCGCGAAUGCCCGCCACAAAGACCUUCUUCGGAGAAACCCUGCAAUACCAUACCGUGUCAUAACAUGGAUGCUAGUUCCCUGCCGAUUAUUUCCAGCCAAAACACCACCUACAAUCAGACCGACCUGAGUGCGAAGGUAGACUUAAAGAUAGGAGGUAUCGCUAAAGUGUUUCAAGGCACGUCCUCCGUUAAAAUCAGAUGUCCUGUUAAGAAAUUCGAUAAGGCACAAAUCAUGUGGACCAAAGACAAGAAAGAAUUAAGGAAAUCGAGAAAGUAUAAGAUUACUAGAAAAGGGGCGCUAAAAAUAAAUGACAUAACAUCCUCGGAUUCCGGCGUUUAUGCGUGCAUAGCGGGAAACUCGCACGCAGAAACGCAGCUGAUCGUAAAAUUUCGUUCCAAGGAGCAACUUAGCAGCGAGGAGUAUCUACGACUAAGCAAUUCCGUCCAUCGACAACGAAACGCCAACUUGGAUUCGGCGCCAGCUAACUCUGGCGAAAAUCUGUACACCGAUCGUGCAGCAGCCGCUUACGGGAACCGAUUUGUUCCCAUCGAUAGCGAAGAUCUGAGUCACGAACGAGCAUUCCCUAGCCAACCGACAAGGAAACCGCAUCAAAAGAAACAGAAGAUCAACCCUACACCAGAUUCCACGAUGAUACACAAGGAAGUCACUUCGCUUAAUCAGCCAGGGUAUCACGAAUCCGUGGAAUCUACUGCACCGUCGAGUUCAGGUGCCUCUACUCUCGUACCGCACUUGUCCUAUUUUAUAUCCACUUUGAAGGAAUACUGGCCUUUCCAGAGCGACAGCUCUGUGGGAAGAUCCCACAGGAUAGCCCCGGUGUCCUUCAUCGAGGAAACAGCUGCGACAAAACGCACCACACCCGACAAGGAUUCCAGUUUCAGGUACCAGAACGUAGAAGAAAGCAUAGACAGCUUGCAUCGUAACACCGUCAUUCCUGAUGAAACGUUCGGACCCGACGAAGAGAGGAUAUUCAUCGAUGUUGAUCCUUACGAUUUAGAGGAGUCCAUGUUUGGACUGCAACAUAACGAACGAGCGAAGAUCACUCCUGUUACAAGUAAAGAGAAUUCAGUGACGUCUAUGAAGUCUAACAUCGAUUACGUGGAGGAAUCCCUGAAGAAUGUUAAAAGACAGUGGCAUGAUACUUCUGAAAUCAAGAAUCGUAGGAGUUCCACGGUUAACGAUCAAAAUAAGGAAGCGACUACUUCAGAAAAUAUUGGCUUAGAGGUUUAUUAUAUUCCUGAAUCCAGUACCAAACAGGAGAUUGAAAAAUCUAAAGAAAAUUCUGCCGAAUCUUAUGACAGAAACAACGAUCGAAGGAGCUAUGAGGAUGUUUCUUCAACAAUGUCGCUCAAGGAUGUAGAGGUUGGUUCAAAGGAGGACAGUGAAGAGGAGAAAGAGAUUUUGAAUAGAACGAAGGAAUACGAGAAAAUGUUCGAAGAUGAGAUGAAGAAACAAAAUGUCUACGUUGAAAAUGACACGGUUGACGAUGGUACAACGACCACUAGAGACCUAGAAGAAGAUCUCAUUGAUUUAGCUAUGACGGAGGAUCGAGGAUUCGCGGAGAUGGAGAAGAACAUAAGGAAUCUGUCGCAGGAUCAGGAAGAUCGAAACAAUUCGUCCAAAGAACGUACUGAUUUUCAAGAACGCUCAAACAACGAUGACACGAAUAAAACAAAGUCAUUGGAUCUCGUGAACACCACGAUUGGUAUCACCAAUGUCACUAUUGAUUCUACAAUUGCGUCUCUUACUAUUUUAGACACUACGGAGAAUCUGGUUUUUGAAUGGGUCACGACUGACUGGUCAAAGUGCUCUCAGACUUGCGGAGGUAGCGGAUUUCAGAUGAGAGGAGCACAGUGUACAGUGCGUGCAGCGAAACCAGUAGGAAAUACGACCAGGACACCUCCAAGAACCGUAAUAGGAGCUACAUUGUGCAUAGACGCUGGACAUCCGGUGCCUCAGAAAGUGAGACCCUGCGGAUUUGGUAAAUGUCCUCAAUGGCACACGAGUGAAUGGACCCCUUGCGAAACGUCCAGGUGCUUUAACUGGAAAACAGCGAUGCAAAGACGCGACGUUACCUGUCUGAUCGAGGAAACAGGAAAAGGGCAACGUAACGUCACCUUGCUCGAUCCCAAUAAAUGCGACGAUACAACUCGACCAUUGCAGAGACAGGAAUGUUACAAUGAUGCUUGUAAAGGUGUUUGGAGGGUGGGUGAAUGGUCCGAGUGCACUGCAGCCUGCGAGGAAGAUGGCAUUAAAUACAGGAUCUUGCAGUGUGUCUGGUAUGGAACGAAGAAACCAGCCGGAAACGCGUGCAGGGAUAUUCCACGACCUCCGGUGAUGAAAACGUGCAGGGGUCCUCCGUGUCCUCAAACGCCUGACGACUGUAAGGACCACUCGAAAUUGUGCAGCAGAGUAAAGACGAUGAACAUGUGCAGGGUACCUCUUUAUCAAAAACAAUGCUGUCAGUCGUGUCACUAGACGCUAGGAGAAAUUCAUAGAAAUUGUUGAUAAAAGGAAAAAAUUAGGUAGAAAUUCGAUGAAAUGGCGACGACAGAGAAGGUUAUCUUCGCAAUGUUAUCUUCGUGAAAUGCUCACUGAUACGCUUGUUUCUUUAUAGGAUAUAACAGCAAAUAAAGAGGAAGAUGGAAUGGAACGUCGAACACGUUCGUUGCAUCCAAAUGCCCUCUGUUACAAAAUGAUGUAAAAAAGUAUUGAAGAAACAAUGUCGACCAAGUUACUUCCGUUGGUAAUUGUUCCCCGAAUCCUGUCACCCUCGAACAGUGUUCGCAUCCGAGUACGGGUUCUUCUUGACCCGGUAAAAAAUCCGAUUCCUAAUUGUGUGCUAAUUAAAGCUAUAAUUUUCAAACGUGUGUAAAAGUGUAGUUUGGCACGACUCCUAAUUGCGCACGCUCACACCCUAGGGGAGAGAACGAAGGAAUAUUCCGGCAUUCGUCCAAAAAGUUGAGAAAUUAUAUUGUUGAAGUUCAAUGGGAAUGAAAUAAUAGAAAAAUGAUAUUUGGUUGUUGCAUAUCAAAUAAAUGAUUUUCAAGUGUAUUUUUAGGACAGAAAAGUAUCUUACAAUUGGACUGAUACAUCAAUGACCCAUGCUUGUAAUGAAAGGACUUUACAUAUUGAAAGAAAAAUUGUUAAAAGUCGAGUGUAAAAUUUAGAAAAUAAAAAUAUCCGUCGUCCGAGGGCGAGAAACUUAGGAUCUCUGCACAGUACAUAUGCAUCAGAGCCGAAUUGAGGUAUUAUUUUAAAUUACUUAUAUAAAUUUUAUUCAGGACAGUUCCCGGUGGUAUUAUUUAAUAUAAAUAUCGUCCAUUUGAUCUGCAAUAACUCAAUUAUAUGUAUAAUGGUAUCCUCAAAGGAAUCACGCGACGUAUAUAAACGUUGGUGUAUCGAAAGACGAGCAUUAAAGCUGUUCAAAUUUUAGAUGGAAAAUGUUACGAAUAGAGAGAAAGAAAUGAACAGAACGGUAUAUGUUGAUUGCGCUGUUAACAGGCGGCACAAAAAUUCAUUUUUCUCGAGGCUUUAUUUUUUUACGUGUAUUCCUUGUAAACCACACAAUACGAUCGAUCUCUCUCGAUUGAUUUUCGAAAAGAUGCGUGAAAUCAUUUAUCUUGCUAAGACUGAAAUACCGUAUUAAUUUCUUUUUCAUCGUUCUCAUCGGACUCUCUGCCUUUUCUGUUCGUUACGUCCCAAAGAGUCUUUACAAACAUUCCUUACAGGAAGUAUAUUUGUAUUUAUUGCGACGUGUUACCUCUCUUUAAGUUCGACGAUAUGCGAUAUAAUAAAUUAUUAAUGAAACGAUGUUUAGUUAACAAAUGAUAAAAGUAUAAAAGUUACUAACAACACGUAAGUUAUAAAUGAAUUAUUAUGCGCCUAUAAGCGCCUCGUCGGGCGAACGUAAGCCAAUAGAUUCUAAGCAAUAAAGUAUAUAAGUAUUGUAAUAUACUAUUUUGUUAAUAACCUCUGGCGAAAAUUCGUUAACACGACGUUGCCAUUGUUAAUCGAGACGGUUGAAGAAAUUCAUUUGUUGUGCCUCUGAUUGGUAUUUAAACUUGUAACCAAUUAAUCUGAUCCGUAAAACUAUCGGUAAUUUCACUCUAAAAAUAUUUUCAGAAAAUAUGAUCGGUUUCGUACAUAAAAUAUUAAUAUUUUCAUUUAUUUCAAAUAGGUUCUCUACGGUACUGUGAACAGAUUUUCGCUAUCAACGAAUUUGCCUCAACACAGCUAGACAGUUUGCCAAAAACGAACUGACGUGAAUGAAAAUGAGAUAUAAAUAAAUUAGUAUAUUAUUGAAAUCGAGAAAAAAGGUAUAUAUAUAUAUAUAUAUUACAAGCUACAUAAGUUAUAUGAAAGCACACGCGGAUAAAAAACAAUGACUUUCACCACCUUAAACGCAGGUAUU
Messenger RNA from Osmia bicornis bicornis, 7152 nucleotides. RefSeq names its product protein madd-4 (gene nolo). Gene Ontology annotation, cellular component: extracellular matrix. The transcript is spliced from 24 exons. The record is from RefSeq and is a predicted model, not a curated record. Gene Ontology annotation, biological process: extracellular matrix organization. NCBI's taxonomy places the organism in Eukaryota, Metazoa, Arthropoda, Insecta, Hymenoptera, Megachilidae. Gene Ontology annotation, molecular function: metalloendopeptidase activity. Bases 564 to 5216 code for a protein of 1550 amino acids.